Messenger RNA from Branchiostoma belcheri (Belcher's lancelet), 1304 nucleotides. RefSeq lists its product as uncharacterized. The transcript has a single exon. NCBI's taxonomy places the organism in Eukaryota, Metazoa, Chordata, Leptocardii, Amphioxiformes, Branchiostomatidae. The record is from RefSeq and is a predicted model, not a curated record. Bases 54 to 971 code for a protein of 305 amino acids.
UGCAGGUUAAACGAGGAAAAGAGCUGAUCUGACAACGGGAGAGCAUUCCAUGUAUGACAUACGGACCGUUUGACGCCAUUCCAGGAUUUCAUGUAAUUCAAAACCUAUGGAAAAUGGCUGAACACACGAGGAGAGCACAAUCGCUUCUUGUCGUUACUUUUUGUUUGGUGGCCAUUUUUAUCGAUCAAUCCACUUCCCGCCACGUUGGUUCCUCGUGCGUUGGUUGCCAUGGUGACAGACAACAGGGCGAUGACGACCUGUCCGCCCUGGCGAAGUUCUGGAUGAAAGUACAAGCGGCGACGAUCGACGCCGAGAGGCAGCUCGGAAUGGACAGGAAGGCCGCCGAGGCUUCUUCUGUAAACCGUGCUGUCAUCGGGGCACAGCAAGGCCGCUCCGCGGACGACAGAAGAGCAAACACUCGGCCAAUCGCGGACGAUGAGUCGGUCGGGAUCAUCGCAGACUUAACGGCGAGAGUCGCGGCCUUGGAGAAGAAAAUGGCGGACGCGGUAUCUGAGGGGGAGAGGAUGGAAUCAGAAGUGACGGAACUAAGCUCUGUUACCGACGGCCCACCUCUGCCAAGACACCUGCGGAGACACGUGGAGCACCUGCAGCAAAACGUCGGCACGCUUGAAGCGCAGCUGGAAUACGAACAAGACAAAAUCAGGCGUUACGAGGAAGAGUUGGCCCUCGUCAUCGGCAAGCAAACAAGUCUGGAAGAGAAACUCGAGCACCUUGAAAGUCUCCUCUCGUUCCGAAGUCUCGUUUCCAGAGGAAAUAACGCAAGGCACAAGAAGAGUUCGCGUUCCCAUGAUUCCCUGUGGUCUCCAUCCGGGCAUCGCGGGGAUAUCUCCCAGGGUGCAACACGCGAGGAGAAGGUAAUAUUGGAGCAGGACCCGACAGACUUGGAGGACUUUUAUGAAUAUGAUGAGUAUGAUUAUGACUACACUCAUGAAGCCAAGGGACAGAGAUAACCAUUAUGCAGUCUAUGGAACAAAUCUCGUUUAAAUAUCAUAUUACUUGUCACAAACAAAUAUAACAUUGUUUAAAUUUAAAACUUUCGAGCCAAAACAAUAAGUUCUCUCAAAAGCUUUCGACCAGUCACUCUGGUCUUCCUCAGUACACUAGGAAAAUAUUUUAAUAAUAGAUAUAACAUUAUUAUUACUACAUUGUAGUUAUCAUAUGUCAAAGUUUGACCAGACAUCCAUCUCGAAGAAUACGUAACCAAAAUAUUAUUUGAUAACUUUUGUUUAUUCUAAUUCUAUUGUAUGUUUAAAAGGUUGACUGUCAUUUGAGAAAUAUAUAGC